Cordyceps fumosorosea ARSEF 2679 is the source of this 774-nucleotide messenger RNA. RefSeq names its product Acyl-CoA N-acyltransferase. Bases 1 to 774 code for a protein of 257 amino acids. The record is from RefSeq and is a predicted model, not a curated record. Gene Ontology annotation, molecular function: acyltransferase activity, transferring groups other than amino-acyl groups. NCBI's taxonomy places the organism in Eukaryota, Fungi, Ascomycota, Sordariomycetes, Hypocreales, Cordycipitaceae. The transcript is spliced from 2 exons.
AUGGUAGAAACGUCGCCGCCGGCCAACAAGAUCACGAUCCGGCGCGGCAGGGUCGCCGACACCGCGGCCAUCAGCCGGGCGCACUAUGAGGCGCUGGACCAGUUCCACGAGUUCUACGGGACGUUUUUCAAGAUGCACCCGAGGGAGCUGAUCCCGAUGAUGACGGGGCGGGCGUUUGCCGAGACGGCGCCGGCGCAGGUGUUUUACGUGGCCGAGGACGGCGGAACUGGGGAUGUGGUUGGGUUCGUACGGUAUAGCAUCAAAGAGGCUAGGAAGGAGGAGGAGAAGGAGAAGGAGAAGGAGGAUGAGGAGAAGAAGAAGAAGCGGGAAGAUGGAGAGUCGCCGUUUGCCUGCAAAGAGGAACUGCGGGAGGUAUGGAAGGCGUUUAAUGAGGCGCAGGGUGAGAGGGACGCGACGCUGGAGGGUGCUGCGAAAGGACAGCGACACAUGUGGAUCCAGCAUCUUAUGAUCCGGCCGUCGCACCAGCGCCGGGGCGUCGGGCGGGCGCUGCUGUCGACGGCGCUGGAGUGUGCUGAUGCUGAGGGCCUGCCCUCUGUGAUCGUGUCGUCGGCCGAGUCGGUGCGGCUGUACAGCCAGGCCGGGUUCGCGUCGCUGGACAGCUUCCGGCUGGACAACGGGCACUGGGCGCGGGAGGCGGCGCGGGCGAUGGCUGACGCGCGGGAGGGCGAGGGGCUGGUGGCGCGGUACGACGGCGUGUUUGAGGUGGAGGAUGUGAUGGUAAGGGAUGCACGCGGAGGGGAGGUGCCUGUUUGA